AUGCAGAAAAUACCCCCCGCGACCCUGAUAGAGUGUGAGGAGUAUACUAUCACCGGUUCUUGAAUUCCCUUCCCGCAAGUAUUGCAACGACCUAUCAAUUUCUAACAGGAUAGACUAGGCGGCAUCAAGAUAGUUGAUAGAUGGUUUCGCACGGCGCUUGACUAUUCGAAUCCAGGGGCGGCUGAGAUUACCUUGUUCGCUAGGAACGCGAUGCCGAAUAAGAAGGGGAGCGCGGAGUGCGGGGCGGGAUUGCCGUAUUGUGGGUUGUUCCAGUUCCAACUUCUUGGCGAGCGGCCGUGGAGCCCGACUUUAUUACUAACAAAAAAUACCCGAAUAGUUCUGUACCUGCAAGGUCUGUACUCCAUCACUCACCCACCCACUACUAAAUCAACGUCACUGGAAUAAAUCUAAAAAAUGAACAGGUGGUCCCGGCUUUGAAUGCGUUCCUCCGGAAAAUCACCCACUGACAAAUUUCCUUUUCGACAAGGGGUUCCAAGUCCUGUACCUCGACCAGCGCGGAACGGGUAUGAGCUCGCCGGUAUCGCCCCGCAUGCUCCAAGGUGAUAGUGGAAAGGAGCGGAGUUUAGAGGCGCAGGUGGAGUAUGUGAAGCUUUUUAGGGCUGAUAACAUCGGUUUGUUUCCGUCGCUGGCUUGCCAAACCGGAUGGGCUAACGGGAUGGGGUGGGUAGUGAGAGACUGCGAAGCAGUUCGUCAUGCACUGCUUGGGCGGAAAGAAAAGGAGGAGGACAGGAAAUGGGGUGUUAUCGGUCAGAGCUUUGGUGGAUUCUGCGCGGUCACGUAUCUCUCGUUUUAGUAAGUUUAGUCCUAAUAAAUUCUACACUCUUUUCUGGAGUUAACUGAUGGAUAUGUUUGAAGUCCUGGAGGUUUGAGGGAGGGUAUGUGUGGAUCAUUCUGUCGCAGUCAUUGAUUUUGCAGUAGUAGGCUAAGCUGAAGUGUUAUAGUCUUCACAACGGGCGGAAUGCCACCGCUCGUGAGCAACCCGGAUGAGGUAUACAAAGCGCUGUGGGAACAGGUGAAGUUGAGAAAUCAGGUUUACUACGAAAAGUACCCACUUGAUGUUGAACGGGUUAAGAAUAUUCUGAGGUACUUGAAAGGGGAAGAAGUGCGGGUUCCCAACGGCGGGCGUCUUACGCCGAGGAGAUUUUUGGGGCUGGGGUUGGCUUUUGGUGCCCACGGUAAGUCCUCUUUACUCUUUGUGGGAAUUUGCUGAUAAGUGUAUGCUAGGUGGGAUUGAUGGAGUGCAUCGUAAACAUCUUUGCCCAUGGGAGGUAUUGGAGAUAGUGGACUGAUAAUUGGCAGAUCUUGUACAGCGCGCGCAUACUGACCUAAGAGUCCUCGGCCAUCUUUCCUAUAAAGUGCUUCAAUCCAUCCAGGGAAACCAAAGCUUUGACGGAAACGUCUUGUACGCACUUGUUCACGAGCCGAUAUAUUGUCAACAGUACAUCCGCCCUCCCUACCCCUUUAGGAUCUACUGACAACUUGCACAGUCGCGCUGCUGACUGGUCCGCAUUACGCACGAGGCCGCAUGAUCAAGAAUUUUAUUGGGCGCAGGGUCUUGGGCGGAAAGGGCAACCGGUGUACUUCACCGGCGAGAUGGUCUCAUCCCCUUCUUCCCUUUCCUUCUGCACUCGCAAGCACUCACAUCGAUAGAUUUUCCCCUGGACCUUCCAAGACUACGCCGAACUCUCAAAGCUCGAAUUGGUAGCUAUGAUCCUCGCCAAAGAUGCGGAAUGGCCAUCCCUCUACUCCGAAGAUGCACUGGCCAAGAACGAAGUGCCGGUUUAUGCAGCAACGUACAUGGAGGAUAUGUAUGUUGACUAUACACACGCGCGUAGGACUGCGGGAAAGAUUCGCGGGACAAAGGAAUUUGUCACGAAUGCUCUGAUGCAUAAUGCGGUUAGGGCUAGGAAUGAAACGGUUAUGGGGGAGCUGUGGAGGUUGAGGUCCGGAGAGGUUGAUUAAAUUAGAUGGAGGGUGUUGAUGUUUGAGGUGGUAGAGGCUUGGUCUUCGGUACUUUGUUUGGUCGUGCGAUUAAAAGCUUGUUCGUGCGAUGGAGGUUGCUUUGCUGAUUGCUAGUUGCUAACUUAGAUGGAAUAAAAGUUUUGAGGGUGCGGGUACAAAUGGGAGAAUGUGAAUAGCCCUGAAUACCCUGGGUGAGGGGAUGGUAUUAUACUUUAUCGGUUAGGGAAUAUCUCGAGUGACAUCGCGGAGAGGGCCGAUAGGGGGGGUUCUUCAAGCGAGGUAAUUCGUGUUGGCUUUCCCGCUUGCAGAGCAACACUGUGGCUUCGAAUCCCCCCCUUGCUUGGAGACUGAUGUUGCCACAAGAUGGCUUGUUCGCUCGCUUGCAAAUACCGAAAAAGUUGAUUAUCCGUAUUGUUGGUGAAAAACCCCGUGAUGGUCGGUGAAAGCGUGAGUGCAGAAAGCCGUCCGCCCGCGAAUCCCGGCCGUUUCCCGAACAAUAAUCCGGGCGGUUCUCCUAUCUUCUGCCGAUCUACUGGUACCA
Molecule: messenger RNA, 2524 nt
Organism: Tuber aestivum (summer truffle)
Lineage: Eukaryota; Fungi; Ascomycota; Pezizomycetes; Pezizales; Tuberaceae
Source: the annotation of a GenBank genome assembly